Messenger RNA from Salarias fasciatus (jewelled blenny), 4583 nucleotides. RefSeq names its product LON peptidase N-terminal domain and ring finger 2 (gene lonrf2). The record is from RefSeq and is a predicted model, not a curated record. The transcript is spliced from 12 exons. Lineage: Eukaryota; Metazoa; Chordata; Actinopteri; Blenniiformes; Blenniidae. The coding region runs from base 780 to 3119 and encodes 779 amino acids. Gene Ontology annotation, molecular function: ubiquitin protein ligase activity; protein binding.
UAGCCACCAAGAUGGACUCCGUCGGUCACGGCUGUGUUUUCACCAGCUCCUUCUCGCCUCUCGGAGGGAGAACAUGACGCGGGGCGAACCCUCAACCUCACGGGGCGUCGGCUCGGAACGUGUUCGGUUUUCGUGGAGGUCGAUCGACGAGAGGCGGUGCGGCGGAAGGUCGGUCGGUCCGAGCUAGUUGAUCAGCAGCUGUAACCGUAAGCUAGCUGUCUUUCUCGGGUCGGAACGAAAACAUCCCGCGGCGGAGAAAAAAAAAAUCUUUCAAGUGUCUUUAAAUUCAGCAAAUUAGAUCAAAUCUUCACUUUUUGGACUUGAGAGGCGGUGUACAUUCCUAAAGUUGUCAUUUGACGGGUUAUUGUAGUGUUUAGACUGUAAGUUAGCGCGAGCGGACAUUAAGCUUCUUACUUGUUAAGCUCGGCGGAUUCUUCUCUCCGGCGAAAAUGUAGAAACGGGACAUUUUCUGUGUUUGUGGUGAUUUUGAGGUGUGGACCAGUGUUAAGAGACAGGCGUGGGCUCAGUCGGUAAAUACACCGACCUCCACCCUCCGCGGAGCCGCUGUUUACACUCCGCCCCGGGGUCGAGUUGACUGUUCGGGGCUGGGGAAGCUCCGCAGGCGCCGGACGGAGCCGGACCGGGCCGGACUUCCUCCCCAUGGCGACCACUGAGAGCGGCUCUCGGCUGGAGGUCUGCUUCGGUUCGAGGGCUUUAACGCUCUAGCUUCAGUUGUGAGAUCACCUGUCAACUUCUCCCGGGUGUGUGUGUGACUGAAGAUGGAGACGGCAGUGCGGUCCCACCCGGGCGAGCUCUUCGUCCACCCGCUCUCCAACCCCGGAGCCGCGGGGAUCUGCCCCGAGAUGCUGGAGGUGGCGGAGGAGGCCAACCGGGCAGGGGACUACAGCCUGGCGGUGGAGAUCUACAGCUCCCAGCUGGCAGACCUCCAUCAGCCGGAUCGGGGCUUGUGCCUGAGGAAGGCCGACUCUCUGGCCCGCGCCGGGCGCAUCUCCGAGGCGCUGGACUCAUACUGCUCAGCCGCCAGCCUGGGCAAGCUGCGCCCGGAGGAGCUGCCCCUCCUGGUGGACACCAUCACCCGGACUCUGCGGGAGAAAGAGCUGGGCAUCCCCGCGGCUGUUCAUGGACACUGUCCCAGCAGCAGCAGCGGGGAGGGAGGCUCUCAAGACAGCGAGGGUGAAGAGGAUGAAGCCCUGGACCUGUUCUCCUGUCGCCUCUGCAGGUGUCUCCUCCACGAACCCACGACAGUGGAGUGUGGACACACUUUCUGCAAGAACUGCAUCGAGGACGACUCGGUUAAAGAUUGUAUUCAGUGUAAGGAGAAGCUGAGCUCAAAGGACAAACUGCCCAACGGCCGCAGGCUCAACGUGGUGCUGAGCGGCCUGCUGGACAAACUGUUCGCCACCGAGAGCAGAGCCAGGAAGUUCUGGGUGGAAGCGGAGCUGCUGUGGAAAAAGGAGGACCUUCCGGGUGCCUUGGAGAAAUACGAUGCAGCCGUGGAACUAGUGCCGUCCUCAGGCAGGCUGCUGUAUCGACGGGCCGAGCUGCACGUGGAGCUGAGGAGCUUCAGCCAGGCGGUGCAGGACGCCAGCAGCCUCUGCAGGAUGAAGCCUCUCUGGGCCAAGGCUCACUGUCUGAAGGCGGCGGCGCUGACCAGAGCGGGGCAGAACGACGAGGCCUUGCAGGAGUAUCUCCUAUGUGUGGCGCUGAAGCCCGAAUGGACCAAAGUCAAACUGGAGGCGCAGAAGGUCCUCAGUGAGCUCUUCUCCUCCGUGUUCGAGAACGAAGACCUGCCGACGCCGCUGCACCCGCUGCAGGGCGGCGCCGCCGGCCGCCUCAUCAAGCCCGCCGCCCUGCUCCGGUCUCUGAGGCCUCUCACACAGAGGGCGGGCUCGCUGUGCCAGGACUCGGACCUCGGUGCGGCUAAAAGUGCUCCGGUGGACGACGAGUCCUCCAGACCGUCGGCCCCGCCUCCCGCUCAGCCGGACGCCGCCGCAGAGGAGGGCAGCACCAAGACGCUGGCCGAGGUCCUUGCCGCGCUGCCGGCACCCCCCAGUGGCCUUAAGAGGAAGCACAGCGGAGACGGUGCCUCGGCGGCCCUCAGCCCCCCCGUCAAGCUGCUCCGGGCCGACGGGACCAGUGGCGCUGGGCCGGCGGCGGCCUGCGGAGGAGGACGGGUGGUUCCUGCUGAGCUGUUAGACAGCGGGGACAUGGAGUGCUCACUGUGCAUGAGAUUGUUCUACGAGCCGGUGGCCACGCCCUGCGGUCACACCUUCUGCCUCAAGUGUCUGGAGCGCUGCCUGGACCACAACCCCAACUGCCCGCUGUGCAAGGAGAACCUGUCUGAGUAUUUGGCCACCAGGGGGUACAGUAAGACCCUGCUGACGGAGGAGGUGCUGCAGCGCUACCUGGCAGAUGAGCUGGCCGAGAGGAAGAAGAUCCACGAGGAGGAGAUGAAGGAGCUGUCCAAUCUGAACCAGGAAGUGCCCAUCUUCGUGUGCACCAUGGCCUUCCCCACCAUCCCCUGCCCGCUGCACGUGUUCGAGCCGCGCUACCGCCUCAUGAUCCGCCGCUCCAUGGAGACCGGCACCAAGCAGUUCGGCAUGUGCAUCGCCGACGAGCUCAAAGGCUUCGCCGACUUCGGCUGCAUGCUGCAGGUGCGGGACGUGAAGUUCUUCCCGGACGGCCGCUCCGUGGUCGACACCAUCGGCGUGUCGCGGUUCAAGGUGCUGAGCCACGGCCAGAGAGACGGCUACAACACGGCCAAGAUCGAGUACCUGGAGGACAGGAAGGUGGAGGGCGAGGAGCUGGCCGAGCUGCUGAAGCUGCACGACUCGGUGUACGAGCAGGCCAGCAACUGGUUCACCUCCCUGAAGGACAACAUGAAGAGCCAGAUCCUCAGCCACUUCGGACACCUGCCCAGCAAGGACCCCGACCCGCAGGCCAGUCCCAGCGGUCCAGCCUGGUGCUGGUGGCUGCUCGCCGUCCUGCCGCUGGAGAACCGGGCCCAGCUCACCAUCCUGGCCAUGACGUCGCUGAAAGACCGGCUCAUCGCCAUCAGGAGAGUCCUGAUCUUCGUCACCCGCAAGAGGCCGCGGUGAUGGCCGCCGCCGCCGCCUCUCGCAUCUAUGCAGUUCAGAAGACAGAGCGUGGUUCCCCCGAGUGCCCCCCCCCCCCAGCCUCAUGAGCUCAUCCCGGGCUCCUCUGGCCUCGACCACGCUCGUCCCUUCAGACUCUCCCGGACGGCCGCCUCGCCUCGGUUCUGACGUCUGGAGGAACGGACCCCCUGCUGAGCGGCUCCCCUCACACCAGGACAGCAGGUGGAUGAAACGAACGCCCCCCCAAAAAAUGAGCCCAUGACAUGAUGGCAACGCACAACUGAAUGUAUGCGCCCGACCACACGGCGCUCGGUGGGGGGCGCGUCGGCGCCGCAGCAGCUGCUCCUCUGAGCCACGGCGGAGAACGUUCCGUCACACGACGUCUGUUCAGCGGGUUUCACGAAAAAUGAUCAAAAAAACAAUCAAGGUUCCAGAGAAAGUCCCAGAAGCUGCGCCGGUCAGACCUGUAGUACCGCCUCACGCCACCAGAGGGCACCGAGGAGCAGCUGCUCACUGCUGCCACCCUGUGUGCCGCUGCAGCAUUACAUCAACCUUCCUUCACAUCCUGUUCGUGCUCUGCGAACGUGGCCGCCGCUGAGCUUCUCCUGGUUUUUAUGGAAUCAGCUUCGUGUGUUUAACUCGACGUGAGCCGAGCUCCCGCACAAGCUCUGGUCGCUCAGAGGAAUGAGGACAGAAUGCAGAGGAAAACGGGAUCCUGUGAGCCUCUCCUGUCCGGCUGUAGCAUAUCUCUGGGGUUCCCGUAGUUCUAGAUUUCUUUGGUUCCUGUUUGUGUUUGGUGAACUCUUUCAUUUCGAGUGAUUUACAUGUUUCUCUAUGUAUCUCUGAGGCCUUUUCAAUGUUUUAUUUAAGGAACAUUCAACUCCUCUCUGCUAAUCCUCCUCCGGUUCAUGUACGUGCACACAUCCGUGCUGCGGAGUUUUCUUAGCCGUCUGAUUCUUUUUCACCUUUACAAGCAGAAGUUGAUUUGCACAAAGCUUCUGUCACAUCACGGCCAGACUUCACAUCGAUUUGGACUAAAACACCAUGUUUUCCGAGUGUUCGGACGGUUGUUUGCAGGCGGUUUGGAUCCCUGCAGUUCGUUCUUCCAGCACUUUGAUAGAGGACUGUAGCACGAAGCUCCAGCCGCAGGAAGUUUAGCUCCCACUCCGUCGCCUCCUUCUCAAACUAGGUUUAUAAGAAGACCCCAGCACUUUAAAGGCUUCCGGGCAGUUCAGAGGAAUUGAAUGGUCCCAUCGGUUGGAAUGGCGUGUGGAUGCGGCGGUUCCCUCUGCGUCAGCGGCGUGCGCGUGCACGUGCACGCCUGGUCUGUGUAGAGUUCUGUCCUUCCAGAUGUUCGGGGCUCAUCUGGAUCCCAGCCUGUUCACAGCCCGCUGCGUUUCCCUCCUGUAUUUGUAAAGGGAGCUCUUAUACCUAUUUUUUAUUGCAAAUAAAACAAAAACUAAUUCA